AUGACGCGAACCGCGCCCAAUUGGGGCCCUAAGAGGCUUCUGGCCUUGGCCACCGCCUUUGCUUCAAGCACCCUCGCCGACUCAAUCCUCAAGACAAGCAGCUUCACGACCUGCGGUAACGAUACCGCGAUCACCGUCCAGAAGAUCGACAUUCAAUACAACAACGACAACAAGACCGUCACCUUUGAUGUAGCAGGAACGAGCUCCAAGGUCCAGAACGUCACGGCCAUCUUGGAUGUCAGCGCCUACGGCACCGCCAUCUACUCCAAGACCUUCAACCCAUGCGAAGCAGGAACCUUUGUCGAACAGCUCUGCCCUGUCCCCGCCGGCAGCUUCUCUGCUCGUGGCACUCAGAAGAUUCCUGAUCAGUAUGCCAGCAUGGUUCCCGCUAUCGCCUUCGCAGUCCCCGAUAUUGCCGCCCAGGCCAAGCUUCAGCUCAAGACCCUCGACACGAAUGAGGAGGUCGCCUGCAUUACGUCCCAGGUCACCAACGGUAAGACAGCUAGUGUUGCCGCCGUCUCUUACAUCGCUGCUGGUGUUGCGGGUCUCGCUCUCGUCGCCACCGGUGUGUCUGCAGCCAGCUCUGCUUUCGCUGGAGGCAGCGCCGCUCUCAGUGGCAGCGGCACUGGUGGUGCGGGGACGAUCAGUCCCAGUUUCACCGAAGUUUUUGGAUGGUUCCAAGGCAUGGCCAUGAACGGUAUGCUUUCGGUCAGCUACCCACCCGUCUACAGCAGCUUCGCCAAGAACUUUGGUUUCUCUUGCGGCAUCAUUCCCUGGACCGACAUGCAGAUCGCCAUUGACAACUUCCGCGGUGCAACCGGCGGUGAUCUGAGCAAGGACAGCGUUGAGGUCCUCAAGAACAGCACUCUCAUUCUCGCCGAUGGCUCCACCGUCGAUGGUGGCAGCUCCCUCUUCAAGGCCAAGCGUGCCGCCGAGACAUUCCAAGCCCUCGUCCUUAGAGAGAUUGAGACCAGCGUCAACGGAACCACCAGCGGCGACUCUGACGACCCCAUCACGAGCAUCAAGCAGAAGGUCCAGGGUAUCACUGCCUUUGUCAACACCCUUAGUGUCCCCAAGUCCAACACCUUCAUGACCGUUCUUCUCAUCGUCGCCAUCGUUAUUGCCGCCAUCAUUGUCGGAAUUCUCCUCGUCAAGGUCAUUUUGGAAUUCUGGGCCCUUUUCGGUAACUUCCCCAAGGCUCUUGCCGGAUUCCGCGAGCACUACUGGGGAUCCAUUGCCCGCGCCAUCACCUCGCUCAUCAUGUUGCUCUACGGUAUCUGGGUCUUGUACUGCAUUUUCCAGUUUACCAACGGAGACUCCUGGGCUGCGAAGGUCCUUGCUGGUGUCAGUCUCGCUAUUUUUACGGGCAUCCUCGCCUUCUUCUCUUACAAGAUUUGGAACACUGCUCGCCAGCUGAAGCAGGCCGAGGGCGACGUUAGUGGUCUCUACGAUGACAAGAACAACUGGAUGAAGUACAGCCUCUUCUACGAAUCCUAUAAGAAGGACUACUGGUGGAUCUUCGUCCCCGUCAUCAUCUACUUGUUCGCCAAGGGUUGCAUUCUCGCCGCUGGCGAUGGUCAUGGCAUGGCUCAGACGUCUGCCCAGCUUGUCGUUGAGGGUCUCAUGCUUUGCCUCCUGCUGUGGAGCCGUCCCUUUGAGCGCAAGUCGGGCAACGUCAUCAACAUCACCAUCCAGGUCGUCCGUGUCCUCUCUGUUGCCUGCAUUCUCGUCUUUGUUGAUGAAUUUGGCAUUCCACAGACCACUCAGACCAUCACUGGUGUCGCCUUGAUUGCCGUCCAGUCCGCCCUGACCGGCGUUCUCGCUCUUCUGAUUAUGUGGAACGCGAUCAACGCCUGCUGCAAGGAGAACCCCCACCGCAAGCGCAGAAAGGAGAUGGAGAAGAUGCAGCGCGACAUGGACACCCUUACGCCCUUGGACGCCCGCAACUCCCUCCUCAUGGACCGCAAGGAUCCCGAGGCCGGUACCACUUUCUCCAUGUCGAGCGUCCCCGAGAAGAAGGACCAUCGUCCAGAGUCUCCCGAUCACUAUAUGGGCGCCGCGGGCAACGCUCCCUAUCGCCCUCUGGCCUCAAACACGCCCUACGGCAACGCCCAGUACGACCAAAGCCGUGAGAACCUUGUCCUCGGCGCGGCACCAAUCGCCGACAGGGCGCCGACACUGCCCAAUGUGGGCGGCGACUACAACAACAAUAACCACCACGGCGCUUAUGGUGGAGGCGGUUACCGGGGUGUGUAUCACUGA
Messenger RNA from Colletotrichum orchidophilum, 2262 nucleotides. Its product is annotated as transient receptor potential ion channel. Gene Ontology annotation, biological process: fungal-type cell wall biogenesis; transmembrane transport. The record is from RefSeq and is a predicted model, not a curated record. Lineage: Eukaryota; Fungi; Ascomycota; Sordariomycetes; Glomerellales; Glomerellaceae. Bases 1 to 2262 code for a protein of 753 amino acids. The transcript has 3 exons.